This is a messenger RNA of Camelina sativa (false flax), 2163 nucleotides long. Its product is annotated as putative amidase At4g34880. The record is from RefSeq and is a predicted model, not a curated record. Lineage: Eukaryota; Viridiplantae; Streptophyta; Magnoliopsida; Brassicales; Brassicaceae.
AGUCAAACAUGGAUCUGUGAGAAUGACACAAUUAAGCGAUUUGCCGUUGACAAUUUCUAUUCUCCACACCACAUACAUGAUGCUCAACUCAACAUUCUCGAUCGAAGAAGCUACCAUUGAAGACAUUAGACUUGCUUUCAAUGAGAAAAGACUGACAUCAAAGCAGCUCGUGGAGUUGUAUCUAGAAGAAAUCUCGAGACUCAAUCCGGUAGUCAACGCAGUCAUCGAGACGAAUCCAGAUGCGUUGACCCAAGCAGAGAUCCUAGACAGAGAACGUGAGCUUAGAGACGACGUCACCACCGAGCUUCCUAUCUUGCACGGUGUUCCGAUUCUCCUCAAGGAUUCCAUCUCUACCAAGGACAAGCUUAACACCACGGCUGGUUCGUUGGCUUUGCUUGGUUCAGUUGUGCCACGAGACGCUGGUGUUGUCAAGAGACUGAGAGAAUCUGGUGCUGUGAUCUUGGGCAAAGCCAGUUUAAGCGAAUGGGCUCAUUUCCGAUCUGAUUCAAUCCCAAGUGGUUGGAGCGCUCGUGGCCUGCAAGGAAAGAAUCCGUACGUUUUAGCAGCGACUCCGUGUGGAUCAAGUAGUGGAUCAGCUAUAUCAGUGGCGGCUAAUCUUGUGGCUGUGUCAAUUGGGACUGAAACUAAUGGUUCCAUUCUCUGUCCUGCGAGUCUUAACUCGGUGGUCGGGAUAAAACCGAGCGUUGGGCUCACGAGCCGAGCCGGGGUGGUUCCUCUCUCCUCGAGACAGGACACUGUUGGGCCGAUAUGUAGGACGGUUUCAGAUGCUGUUCAUCUCCUUGAUGCUAUUGUGGGUUAUGAUCCCUUAGACGAAACCACAAAGACCGCGUCCGAGUUCAUACCCCAAGGCGGUUACAAGCAGUUUCUGACAACUAGUGGCCUCAAGGGUAAGAGAUUAGGGAUUGUAAGGCAGCAUCCUUAUCUUGAGAAUCACAUCGAAACAUUAAGACGAGAAGGUGCGAUAGUAAUUGACAAUCUAUCAAUACCAAACAUCGAAGUGAUUAGGGAUUGGACUGAGAGCGGUGAAAAAAUGGCACUUUUGGCUGAGUUCAAGAUGUCCCUCAAUGCAUAUCUCAAAGAGCUUGUCGAAUCACCAGUCCGGUCCUUAGCAGAUGUUAUUGCCUACAACGAGAACUUUGCUGAACAAGAAAUGGUGAAAGAAUGGGGACAAGAGCUACUCCUUGCAGCAGAAGCCACUAAUGGAAUUGGUGAGAAAGAGAAAGAAGCGUUGCAGAACUUGGAAGAACUUUCGAGCAAUGGAAUCGAGCAGCUAAUGAAAGAAAAAUAUUUAGAUGCAAUAGUGGAGGUUGGUUCAACGUUGAGCUCUGUCCUCGCCAUUGGAGGCUAUCCAGGAAUCAAUGUCCCUGCAGGGUAUGAUAGUGACGGAGUUCCAUUUGGGAUUAGCUUUGGAGGAUUGAGAUUCUCAGAGCCAAAGCUCAUUGAGAUUGCUUAUGGCUUCGAAAAAGCAACUCUCAUUAGGAAGCCACCCAAGUUCGAAGCUUAAAGGCAGUUGUAGUCAUACCAGUUGCUGAUAUGGUAUGGAGACCUUGAUCUUAUGAAGAAUGGUGGCUUGCUUUCGGUUACUUCUUCAUCUUUCCUUUUAUUUCUAUCAACUUGUUUGUUAGAUAAACAUUACCCCAGCUCUGAAUCUUAAAUGUAAUCGUUUGUUUCACAAAAGCUAUAUGUACAUGAAAUUUUCUUACUUCUUUGAAGAAAAAACACAGGAAAAAGUGAAAGAAUGGGGACAAGAUGUGUUCAUUGCAGCAGAAGCCACUAAUGGAAUGGAAAAGUUAAUGAAAGAGCAGAAGUUAGAUGCAAUAGUGGCGCUUGGUUCAACAUUGAGCUCUGUCCUCGCCAUUGGAGGGUAUCCAGGAAUCAAUGUCCCUGCAGGGUAUGAUAGUGAAGCAGUUCCAUUUGGGAUUAACUUUGGAGGAUUGAGAUUCUCAGAGCCAAAGCUCAUUGAGAUUGCUUAUGGCUUCGAACAAGCAACUUUGAUCAGGAAGCCACCCACAGGUAGGCUCUUGUAGACAACAAAGUUGUUGAUUUGGAAACAUAUCUUUGGUAAUUAUUUUCUUUCUUUGUAUUGGUAAAAUGUAUCUGUGUUAUGUUACAUUUCUUUGUGGAAAGGAAAUAAUUUACAGA